This is a messenger RNA of Cynara cardunculus var. scolymus (artichoke), 2751 nucleotides long. Its product is annotated as F-box/kelch-repeat protein At3g06240-like. NCBI's taxonomy places the organism in Eukaryota, Viridiplantae, Streptophyta, Magnoliopsida, Asterales, Asteraceae. Gene Ontology annotation, molecular function: protein binding. The transcript has 2 exons. Bases 1409 to 2497 code for a protein of 362 amino acids. The record is from RefSeq and is a predicted model, not a curated record.
CGAAUGGGGCAUGAAAUGGGCACUAUCCCUAACCCCAAGAUUCAUCUUGAGUUGGUUUUUCUUCCUUAAACCCUUUUUGUGGAAGUUGAUGCUCCUAACAUAUUUGGAAGUCACAAAACAUACAUCUUACUGUUACCUUAUCCAUCAAACUAGUUGGUGAUCCAUCACUAUAUCAACAUGUGGUGAAUGAUAACAAUAUUCUAUUUCUACAGUUGCUGACAAGUUCCCCCUUCCAGGAUUAACACACUAUCUCCUGACUUAGAUCCUUGAUGAAUGUUGUUCCUACCUAUCCCCAUCAGAGCCCCAUCACUACUUCUUUGAUCCUCUCAGUUUUCAUUGUAUAUAAGACCAUUUGAUGCAUUAAAAACCAGUCUUCCAACUCUCUUUGGAGCUCUAGCCAAAUGAAGAAUCGAAACCUUAAUUUUGCUGUGUCUCCAUACUCCAGACAUUUCAUAUGUUCUCUUCUCAGUUCUCAUAACAAGCUUCUGUCAAAGUCGGCAGAUCUUUGCCUCAUAUUUAGAACAAGUGAAGACAUAUGCUUCUGAGGCACUGAAGCAUGCUUUAUGCGAGUUUAAAGGGCCAGAUAGACUGGGUCCUUCUAGUGGAAAGCUAUGAUGACAACAUUACCUUUAAAGAGGCGAAUCAUCCAUAGUAAAGAUGAUAGUGGACUUGUUAAGGAAAGCACAACAGAAUUUCUUCUAAAAGAAGGCAUGUCAUGAACACUGAUUUCAAUUAUCGUAGCAAAGUAAUUAUCGAAGUUAAUGAUGAUCUUGAUGGCAUUGAUGAUCUUAUGGGUAUUGAUUUGUUUCAGUCUGAGAUUCCAGUUUGGAGAACAAUGAUGAUGAAGAAGCUACAGGAAGGGAAGGGAAGGGAAGUGUUUGUCUGCCAAAGCUAUUUCUGGAUUUCCAAACUCAGGACAGUCGGUAAUUUAGAACCUUGGUGAUGAUGCUGGCCGUUUUGAAAGUAUUCUUCGGUUUUCGCCUUUUUCGGAUAUCCAGAAAUAGUUAUAGAGAAAUUGCUUGCAUUAUUGGUUUGUUGCUGAAAUGCACAAUUACUAGGUGAGAAACCAAAGUACUAUUGCUCAUGGGUCAAAGAAGUUCAGGGAUUCCAGGGCAAAUCCCGCCUUUGUAAUUGGCACUCUAAUUUAGGAUGUAACAUAAGCAUAUUUAGCAGGUUCGUAAAAUCACCACAGUAAAGAAAAUCUCGGUAAUACGAGUAGGAUAUGUAAUACAUAGGGAAAUCUCUCUAUCCGGUAAAUUUUCAUGGUAAUUAUUUUGGGAUCAUGUCUUGUAUUUGUAUGAGUGCUGAUUACUAGAUCCCUAAUAAAUAUACCAUAGAAAGAAACGUCUCACCAUCGUGCGCACCCCUCUCUCUCUUUCCGUUCCGGGCUGCUGGUUCUAGGGUUUCAAUGGGUGAGCUUCUCCCUGAAAUCCUUGAACAGAUACUGGUUAGAUUGGAUGUGAGGGAUAUAAUCCGAUGCAAGAGCGUGUGUAAGGCAUGGGAAUCUUUCAUCUCCGACCCUGAUUUUGUUAAAGCGCACCUGAAGCAUAGUUACAACAAUGAUCGCAACGAUAAUGAAAUUGGAGAACGGAGGAUCGUUAUGGCUAGGUAUCCCUAUCGCUAUAGGGUACGUCAAUAUGAAGUUGAUGACAGGUUCUUCGACUAUCAUUACUGUCAUCUUAUUGGUUCUUCCAAUGGACUGGUAUGCAUCUCUAUUUUGAAUACUGAAAUUUUACUAGCCAAUCCCUCGAUUAGAGAGGUGAAAAAACUGCAAAGGCCCCAAAUUCCUCACGUUGGGUCAUUAUGUUGGGGUUUUGGCUAUGAUUCAUCCGUAGAUGAUUACAAGGUCAUAUUAGGGUUCAGGAAAGGUGAUGAUCUGACCUGUUUUCAUGUGUUAACAUUGAAAUCGAAUGAGUGGAAAGUUAUUGGAGAAGUGAACUAUACCUUUGUUAGUAGGAUCGGUAUCUUAUGCAAUGGGGCACUUCACUGGAUUAUGAAAGGUGGUUCACCUCAAGAUGACAGGAAAGUGAUUCUUUCUUUUCAUAUAUCUAAAGAGGAAUUUAUAGAAAUCCCACAACCAGAUGAUGCAAGAUUUGAAUCUCUUAUUGCUGGCCAUUUGGCUCUGCGUUUGGGGACUAUUGAUGAAUGUCUAUGCAUAUUUCUCCGUUCAUUGCUUCCUCAUAACAUAUGGAUAAUGAAGAAGUACAAUGUAAAGCAGUCUUGGGAAAUGGUCGACCAUGAUUGCGAGAUAAAGAAUGAAGCUGCACACUGCAUGAAAGAGCUGAAGCAUUACAUUCCACACAAGAGGCCCUUAUGUCACAAAACGUGGUUUUGCAAGACCCGGGAUUUUAUUGGUGCCCCUAUAUUUGUGCAGAGCCUUGUAUCUCCCCAUGUUAACAGGAGACCGAAGAGAAAGAGGCUGGUUAUGACUAGCACGAGGAGUCGUCGUAGGUUCGGGGGAGAUCCUUCAGUUCCUGGACCGGUUGCUAGAGUUUGAUGCUGUUGAAGCAGUAAAGAUGACAUGGCAGGGCAUUGCUGAUGAACUUUGCUUAUUUUUAAGACCUUUCUUUAAAGAUCCAUGCUUUUGUUAGAGACCUGUCUUCCUAUCGUUUUUAAUAAUUCGUGCUUGAUGGUUCUGAAUAACUCGUGUUUGAUGGCUUUGAAUCUCUUGUGUUUGAUGGAUUUCAUAACUAGCGUGUUUGUAAACGUGUUUUAAACGUUACUUGGUUGCAAUUUAUCGUGGUUUUAUGG